GCAUGUGCAUGCGCUGCCCUAUCAAAUGAAAACAAGAGCUACUGACUUUCUCAUUUUCUUGUUGGACUCACUUGCAGCCUUACCUGUAUCUCAGCCCGCUGCUGAUCGCGAGAGUCCCAGUGGCUUUUGAAAAGACCGAAAACAGCAACCGCGGAUAUAUGAGCAAUUAUUAGUAACAGACCCGGUCCCACUCCUUGCAUCAUGAGUUUUUCCAUGCGAGAGGAGCUCAGUUGUCCGAUCUGCCUUCAGCUCUACUUGGACCCCGUGGUUCUCCCCUGCGGCCACAACUACUGCCAGGUUUGCAUCAUGCAGACCAUCGACAACGCCGAUAAGACCCUGCAAUGUCCGGAAUGUCGCCUGGAGUUUCAGGGUGUUCAAUCCCUGCAGAAGAACUUCAAACUAAGUAGCAUCAUCAAUGGCUACAUAGCAUCCACAUCAACGUUGGACACUAAAGUGGAGAACCAGCCGAAGGCGGACGAGCUCUACGAGUAUCCUGUGGUCGCGGAGUCACAGACGGGGAAGGAGUGUGACAUCCACCAUUGUCCCCUGGUGUACUUUUGCUCCACCGAUAUGGCCUUGCUGUGUUCCAAGUGUUUCGUGGAGGGCCUACACCAUAACCAUGACCUUCUCACCUUCAGCGUUGCAGAGGGGGAGAUGAGACAUGCCCUCGAGGUCCGCAGCAAGGUGGUUUCCAACAGGCUAAAGAUGACUGACUUCCUGGUCGAGAAAGUGAAGGAGCAGCAGGGUCUUUCGGAAGCUGUUGGAGACAAAUUGGUGAAAAAGGCUGUCACAACGGUGGAAGUCAUGGCAAGGCUGGUAGAAGGGUACCGUGAGAGAUUGCAGCAGCUGCUGGACGAGGAGCAAAGCCAGCGUCGAAACAGCUGGCAUGCAGGCGUGGGCGCGCUGGAGGAGCAACAGAAACUGCUCAUGGAUGCCCAGCAAAGUGCAACUGAAGCCCUCAACAUGACUGACUCAUGCAGCUUCAUAAACCGGUUUGUACUGAUCGAAGAGAAGGUAAGGAAGGCUGCCACGGUCUCAAUUUCCUGCAACAUCCCGACGAAGGCUCCACUCAACACCAAGCAAAUGCAGGAAGGCCUCAGGAGCGAGGCCUUCCGAGCCGAAAUCAGCCGUCUUGCCGAGUUCCUUUGCAUCCUCUUCAAUCCUCUCGAGCUCACCUUCAACUCGUGCACGGCCCACCCCAACUUGCAACUGAGCAACGAUCUGCGCACGGCCAAGUACAGCGACACCAGGCAGCCGCACGUCGAGCACAAGGAGCGCUUUACCAGUGCCCCGCAGGUCAUGUGCAACCAGGGCUUUUCCAGUGGCGAGCAUGUUUGGGUGGUGGAGGUGGGCCCCGAGAGCAUGUGGUCACUGGGGGUGUGUUACAAGACCAUCCCGCGGCGCGGCGACCACAGCCGACUGGGUCACAACUCGGUGUCCUGGCGGCUCCAGUGGAAAAACGGCAAACUGACAGUGUGCAAGUCUUCGUCAAACGUAGUCUUGCGCGAAAUGAAGCAGCAGCCCUUGAAGAUUGAGGUGGCGCUGGACUAUGAGGGAGGCACAUUGAUGUUCCAUAACAUUAAAGGCCAAAGGGAGCAUCUCUACACUUUCAAGGUUGCUUUUAAAGAUACAGUUUACCCAGCGUUCAGUAUCCAGUCCAACACGCCAGGCUCUUGGAUCACACUCCAGUGUGGCUUGUGAGCACAUCUGCUUGUGUUUCAUAAGCCUCUGAACAGAAUGAAUCUGAGUGUCAAUUUAUUAAAAUAGUGCCAAAAUCAGGGAUGGAAAACUUAUAUGUAGAAGAGGGACACAAUUUUUCACCAGGGCUACUGGGGGUUGGGGGCACAUAAAACCACAAAUUUAUGACAAAAAUUCUAAUUUAAAUAUGGGCAAAAUAUGUGCUUCGCCCACCACCAUUUCCACCCGUUUUCCGUGGAAAAAGUAUAUUGAAUGUUUGUCAGCAUUAUUGAAAUGCUUUGGGUUUGUUAAUCCCCUCCCCCCUCCCCUCCUUCCCCAAUUUUUUUUUUUUUUUGGAGGGGGGGUGGUUAAUCAAGGGGCCACCAAUUACUCAUACCUGGCAUAGCUAAACAAUCUUUGUUUGCAAUUUAUAUUCACUAGUUUGAUUCAAUAUUCAUAUUGCAAAAAUAUUCAUACUGUAAAUACCGUAGUGUGUCACUGAUGGUGUAGUGGUACACUCGCCUGACUUGAAUGUAGGUGUGAAUGGUUGUUUUUUUAUCUAUACGUAUGUGCCUGACUAGCAUCCAGUUCAGGAUGUAGUCCACCUUUUGCCCGAAAUCAGCUGGGACAGGCUCCAGCACUCUCUCGCAAACCUUUCCAGGAUAAGCGUGUAGAAAAUGGAUGGAUGGAUGGAUGAAUACUGUAGUGCAGCUACUGUUAUGUGUCACAACAGUAAAGAAAAUACAAGAUUGAUGAAUUUACCAAAGUAACAUAAGAGCAUCACUAUAAUUGAGCAGUCUGAUCCAAUAGUAGUUUGUUUACCAAGACAUUAUUCGGUAUCGUGAGUAACUGUAUUGAUUAAUGUCAUUGACUGUCACUGUAUUUUUUUUUCUUUUUCAUACAUGUGUAUUGUUGAUUGCUCUCUUAUAGGAAAUCAGUAAUAUGUUUAUUUUCUUUUACAUUUAAGUGUGAACGUGAUUUGUCAUUUUUAUAUACAAAUAAAUGGUAAUGAUAUUUAUGUCUUCGGUGUUAUCACUAAUUACAAUAGAAUACUGUAUACAUGUAUUUUACUAAAAAAACACGUUACACGCAGUUUUUAAUGGAAUUAAAUGAGUCUUGAAAGUUUGCUUUGGAAUUUUCACUGUUGUACGACUCUAAUAAGAGGAUCUUGAGUUUUAAAAGCUCAGGCUGCCAUGUAAGUGUAAACGACUAUAUGUGUAUGUAUGUUUUUUUAACGAUAUAAAACAUUAUACAGAUUCAUAUUUCGAUAAACUAUUACACGCACUAACUGUUUAAAAUGUAAAAUCUCAACCCCUCAUUUAUUGUCUUGUACGGUCUAUGAACUUGCAAAGGGGGAUGACACGAG
Messenger RNA from Hippocampus comes (tiger tail seahorse), 3043 nucleotides. Its product is annotated as E3 ubiquitin/ISG15 ligase TRIM25. The coding region runs from base 202 to 1701 and encodes 499 amino acids. The record is from RefSeq and is a predicted model, not a curated record. The transcript has 4 exons. Lineage: Eukaryota; Metazoa; Chordata; Actinopteri; Syngnathiformes; Syngnathidae. Gene Ontology annotation, molecular function: zinc ion binding; protein binding.